AUGCACCCCUUUUCCAUCCUCACUCUUGGAAUCUUCGUCGCGGGCUACAUCACCGCUAGGUGGGACCUUGUAACUCGGCUUUACGAACUUGCUAUUUUUGCGUGGGAUCACGGUGUCGUGACGGCGCCGGAGGAUGACAACAUGAUAAUGAGUGAUGGGCUGCUGCGAGUAUUUUGGCCAUAUGAUCUCCCGCGAUCUUCAGCGCCGGGUGUGAUAGUCGGAUGGCGCAACUCGGAGCUGGACCUAGUUGUACUUACGGUCCUUGAAGAUGUCGAGCCACGAAAUGUGGGCAAUGCGCUUCGGGCUGGAAUCCUAUUUCGAAAUAGCCCGCAUCCCAUUGUUCGCAUCUUUACGCUUUGCGGUCGGUCCCAGAUGCAUGUCCUUGGUUCGACGAAUUCCCUCCUUCCCGACACUACAUUCAAUCCGUCUCACCUUCAUGUAACCACGCACCCGCCGUCGAAAAGCCAACUCCCGCGGAUAUUUUGUCCACCAGAAGCGAAUCUCUCGGUCCAGGUCAUCAUGUUUCAUCGUCCGGACCCAACACGCAUGGAGUAUAUGUCUUUGGAUCCGAUUUCCUUAGCUUUGGGCGACAAGGUGACGAAUGUAGAGAAUGGCUUCGCGUUAUCUGGGACGAUUGAGUCGGAAGAAGAAAAAGAAAAGGCACGACAUCGUGUGCUGGUUGACAAGCUUAAACUUCACACGGUGGUGAAGCAUAUUCCGUCGCAAAAGGAGCAGGCACUUCCACUGAUCAUCAGUCAAGUGAACUGUGCAUAUGAAAUGAGCCAAUUGAUGCAUAAGAAUUGUCAUUUGAUUGGGGUACGAGCAAAACGCAGCAUGAGUGUUGGAGAACGUGUGGUGGAAUCGGCGACUACUCUCUGGGGACUUUUCGUCCUUUUCAUUGCGCACAUAUUUUGGCAGUGGAUUUGGCCGGUUGUCACUAGAAUCUUCGUUAUAGGUCUCGUGGGACACCGGUCAGUUGCGGAGGUGGUGCUAAAGAUUCUUGAAUGGCGGGCUCGGCCAGACGCUGCAGCCAUCAAGGAUAUUUCGGCAACGGCUCAGCAAGUUGAUAUCCGCCUCCAGCAGUUUUGCUAUUGGCCUAUACAAUAUGUCAAACUGCGUCAAAGGAAGGAUAACUGGGAAAGUGUGACUACCAGUCACCCAGAUUACAUCCGGUUUUACAACAGUUUGUGGCUCGUGGCUAACGAUGUGAUCAUUGGAAUUGCCCUUGGUUCAUACAUCAUUGAUAAUGCCAAUUGGGUCGCCUCCCAAAUCAACACCGUUCUCACAGGAUGGACUGUGGAAGGAUUGCAACGCACCAUCUCAUGGCUGAUGGACUGGCCUGCCGGCUUAAAGCUUAACAACGAACUUGCAGCUUUCCUCGGUGACUUGUUCCUUUGGGUUAUCGAGAACUGGGCUGCAUGCAUUGCGAACCUCCAGCCCUAUCUUCCUCACGUCAUCUACAUUGUUGGCUGCUCCAGUUUUGCGGGGGCUAGCAUGCCAAUCGCCCUUUUUUCUGACCUCCUUUCCAUCCUAACCGUCCACAUCUAUUCCUUUUACAUUGCGUCUGCCCGUAUCUUUAACUGGCAACUCACCAUAAUUAUAUCGCUCUUCCAUCUCUUCCGAGGGAAAAAGCGAAAUGUCCUGCGCAACCGAAUAGAUUCAUGUGAUUAUGACCUCGACCAACUCCUUCUUGGCACCAUUCUCUUCACCGUGCUUUUCUUCCUUCUACCUACCGUGAUUGUCUUUUACCUCACCUUUGCAUCGGCCCGCAUGUUGAUUAUCUCUAUGAAAGCCGGCUUCGACACCUGUUUGGCAUUCCUGAAUCACUUUCCCCUUUUCGCUCUGAUGUUACGCGUGAAAGACUCGAGACGAUUGCCCGGUGGCAUUCGAUUUGAGCUUCGAGAUGAACUAGAUAAGCAGUCCACCGAGGCUACCUCUUCUACAGUCUCCUACAUUCAUCUCGAGUCAAUCCCACUUCCUCUCCGCGCAAUGUUCGACCAAUACUUCCAGCUCGGUCACCGACUCCGCAAACACUAUCUCUCCCCUCGCGUCAUUUUCUGUCUCGUCACCGGCCGCUUUGUACCUCCCAUUCACCGUCGUAACCUGUACAGCAUGCAGUAUAGUAUGCUGCCUGCACGACGGGCACGAAUGGGCGAGGUAUGGUCGCUACUUACUCAACCUAAGAAAGGUGGUAGUGGAGGUAGUAGUUCCGGAUCAAUGUCAAGUAGUAUGGGGACGUUGAGCCACCCAGUCCCGAAAGUGCCGCCGAAUUUUGGGCAAGGAGAUAUUCGAAGACGGGGUCAUCGGUGA
Penicillium malachiteum is the source of this 2310-nucleotide messenger RNA. Its product is annotated as phosphatidylinositol N-acetylglucosaminyltransferase. NCBI's taxonomy places the organism in Eukaryota, Fungi, Ascomycota, Eurotiomycetes, Eurotiales, Aspergillaceae. Gene Ontology annotation, biological process: GPI anchor biosynthetic process. Gene Ontology annotation, cellular component: membrane; endoplasmic reticulum. The transcript has 4 exons. The record is from RefSeq and is a predicted model, not a curated record. Bases 1 to 2310 code for a protein of 769 amino acids.